Messenger RNA from Magallana angulata, 2550 nucleotides. Its product is annotated as toll-like receptor 4. Bases 239 to 2494 code for a protein of 751 amino acids. The record is from RefSeq and is a predicted model, not a curated record. Lineage: Eukaryota; Metazoa; Mollusca; Bivalvia; Ostreida; Ostreidae. The transcript has 3 exons. Gene Ontology annotation, cellular component: membrane. Gene Ontology annotation, biological process: immune response; toll-like receptor signaling pathway. Gene Ontology annotation, molecular function: transmembrane signaling receptor activity; protein binding.
UUUGCAAAUAGAAUUUCGGAAUCGUAAUAACAGGUACAGUUUCGGUUAGAUGAACAUAUUAAUGGGUGUACCUCCUCAAACAGAAAGGCAAAGAGAGGCAACAUCUGGAGAAUACGCCGGACAAAUUGAGUCAUCGUCACUAAAUCUUCGCACCGUUGAUCAAGUGGUCGAGCAAUUGAUCACAGCAGGAACCCAGAACAGAAAUUCAAAACGCUGAAUAUUGGAGGACAGAGAGAAAAUGGUGUUUCUUCUACAUCCAGUGCUUUGGACACUACCAAUGGUUGCCCUAAUGCUUACAGAAAAAGAAACCUUCAAGUGUUCAUCAAACCACAACUGCACUUGCUAUAAACGUGAAGACUCUGGAAUUCUCUUUGCAGACUGUUCAAACCUGAAUCUACAAUCUGCGCCAUUAUUCAACGAUGAGGUUACCGGAAUUAUUCUCACACGUAACAACAUUUCAGAAUUCCCGCUUUCUCUUCCUCGGAAUAUUCGUUACCUUGAUAUAUCAAGGAACGUUAUAGAAACUAUAAAAGAAACGUCGUUAUCAAACUACAAGGCCAUACACAAUAUCAGUCUCUCCGCCAAUGGACUAAAGUCCAUCGAACUAGGUUUCUUUUUAAAUUCAAAAAGUCUUACCCAUCUGGAUGUUUCUAAUAAUCAAGAAUUGACCCUUGAAGUAUUGGUUAACAUAUCGCAUGACCUAAGUUUGUCCACGUCAAUUCGUGUUUUGAAUUUGGAAAAUGUUCAGUGCACAUAUGGAGUGAGUUUCAUAAUUUGGAAAUACCACGUUUCGGAUUUAAAAAGCACUCAACUUGAGCAGCUUAAUUUAGCAUCCAACCGUAUAAACAGCUUGGAAUUCGGAGUUUUAUCAACAUUGCCGAAAUCCUUAAAACAUCUUAAUUUAGCUAACAAUGUACUGAGUUAUGGGUUUUAUAUUGCAGAAUUUGGUAGUUUGCAUAGCAUGAUAAGUCUGAAUAUUAGUUUUCAAUCUUAUUUUCACCAACUUAAAUAUAGUGAUUUGUUAAAUGUGUGCAAUGAUUCACGUACGCAGCAGACUUCUGUGAGAUCAAACUACCCGGUCAAAGACUCAAAGACUACGGGAAAUAGUCAAGUCUCGUCUACUCUCAGUCUUUAUCUUCCGCCUAAUUUGGAAGUCUUUUAUUUUCACGAUAACAUGUAUAAAAUGACUCUUGAAAAAUUUUCCUUUACAUCAUUAGGCCCACCGAAGAUUACUCAUCUGUAUUUUCAAAACAACAUUAUCUAUGGAUUAAAUGGCCCAAUUUUGGGAGCAAACAGUGUCCGAUAUAUAGAUUUAUCAAACAAUUUCUGCAAUUUUAUCUCUGACCAAUUCUUUGACGGUAUGAACAAUGUGUCUUACCUUGAUCUAUCCAAAAAUGCUUUAGGAAAAGUUUUAGAAGAUGACUACAAUGGGAACAUAUUUCGAAAUCUUGUCAAUUUGACAACUUUGAACUUAAGAAGCAAUCGAAUUGUUCGACUGCCUCCAGCCAUCUUUCGUAAUCUCAAUGAACUUGAAACUAUUGACAUCAGUGAUAACUCUCUGAGCGAGUUUUCUGUGCCUCUGGGAAACGUGAAACGUCUUAAGCGACUUGACCUCUCAAAUAACCAGUUAUUGUUCUUGGAUGAAAAAACACAAAAUGCAAUCGAUUCCUUGUCACGGAACAAAAAAAUACUCGUUAAUAUUACAGGUAAUAGGUUAACAUGUAUUUGCGAGCAAUUGGAAUUCUUAAGAUGGAUGGCUAAAUCUAAAAAUGUGAAGUUCUUGAACCUUGAUGAUUAUCUUUGUACCUUUAGAAAUUCUUUUAAAGCUAAUUUUUUAGAUAUUGACAACUUGCUUCAAGUUAUGGAGAAACAUUGCGCCUCAUACAUAGUUACUAUAGUGAUAAUGACGUCAUUGAUAUUUAUCACCUUGACAACAACCUUUGGUCGCAUUCUUUAUAGAUACCGGUGGAAACUAAGGUAUAUGUACUACGUAGCAAGAGAGAAAUAUCGAGAUAAUGUUGAAAAUGUCGAUGGCAUGACUGACAGUUCGUUUCAUUUUGAUGCCUUUGUGUCAUAUGCCGAGAAAGACGGAGGUUUUGUAAUUGAACUCGUGAAGCGGAUGGAGGAUAAUCAUAAUCUGAAACUCUGUAUACACAAUCGUGACUUUAUUCCUGGGACAGGUAUUGCUGAUAACAUCACUAACGCCAUUCACAACAGCAGACGAACUGUGGCUAUCAUGACGUCACACUUCUUGGAUUCCUAUUGGUGCAUGUUUGAGCUAAAUAUGGCACGCAUGGAGGCCAUUUAUUCACGAAAUGGCGAAAAUGUUCUAAUUCUAGUUGCUUUAGAAAAACUGGCUAUGGCGAAUCUUCCAUUUUAUUUUAUUGAUCUUAUUGAAAGCAGGUCGUACAUAGAAUUUCCAGAAAACAGGGAUGAUGAUGAAGAAUCAGCUUUCCGCUCGAAACUCGUCGCAACGUUGAAGUCCCGUGAAUGAUACUUUAGGACCUCAUCUUCCACUUCACUUCUAGAAUUUUUUUUCUGUAAAAUUGA